CUUAUGCCUGUUCUACUUCUGGGACUUGUUCUUCCACCCAACGAGUGGAGUUAAAUUCUAACCCAACAAACAAACACAACAAAUUCAAAUUGUGCGAAAAAUAAAACAGAAAGUCUCUUGAACAAAAACUUCGAACUCACCAACUCAAACUCGCUGCUUUCAAACUUCAAAGUAAAACCCAACUCUAUUUCCUUCUCUCAGGUCUCAGAGUGGCAAACUGUAAAGUUUUGAUGCAGAAUGGCUGCAACCAGGGCUCGAGUUAGUAGCUUCUCUCGCAAUGUAUCAACUGUGACAUCUCAGAAUCCUGGACUUAAGCAUGGCCCUAAUGGGACAAUGUUCAUUUCAUCUGGGAUUCCAGAUCUGGACAAGAUUUUAGGUGGUGGUUUUUCUCUGGGUAGCCUUGUCAUGGUUAUGGAAGAUCCUGAAGCACCUCAUCAUAUGCUUCUAUUGAGAAAUUUUAUGUCUCAAGGACUUGUGCAAAAACAGCCACUCUUGUAUGCUAGUGCAUCUAGAGAUCCUAAAAGUUUUCUCGGUACUUUGCCUAGUCCGGCGUCACCCAAAGGGGAUAAUAAAUCUUCAGAUCUUAGCCAUGAAAAGGAUCUAAGAAUCGCUUGGCAAUACAAAAAGUAUUUUGGUGAGCCUCAGCUAAAUCUGAACACUAAUAAUGGUGGUCAGCAUGAUUACUGUAAUGAUUUUGACUUGAGAAAGCCCCUGGACCGGCACUUUUUUAGUGGCAAUAAUGUAGAUUGUGUUAGCAUCAAAGAUUCUCCUAACCUUACUGCUCUUCAAGAUUGUUGUGCUGGAUUUCUAGCUAAAUUCUCAAGAAAUGAAGGCAGCAUUUCCUCUGCUGGUCGUAUUGCAAUUCAAUCAUUCUGUUCUCCACAAUGCAAGUAUUCAAAUGAGGAGUGGCAUAUGCUUUCUUUUAUUAGGUCCCUAAAGGGCAUGGCCCGGUCUUCAAACGCUGUUAUUGUUGUAACCUUUCCACCUUCACUUCUUCCUCCAUCUUGUUCAAAAAGAUUGCAGCAUAUGGCAGACACUUUGCUUUCUGUCAAAGCCAUUCCAGAUGAGGAUAAGGAACUUGCAAAACUCCUCACUGGUUACCAGGAUAUGAUUGGGCUUCUAAAUGUACACAAAGUUGCACGGUUAAAUACACAGGUUCCUGUGAUUCUGGAGGCCACAACAUUCUCCAUAAAAUUGCAAAAACGAAGGUUUUUGGUUUUAGAAUGUCUAAAUCAAGCCCCAGUUGAUGGUUCAAGUGGCAGUUCGUAUGGCACAUCUGGCGGUUGUUCUGGGUCAACUAAAGCUGGACCACUUGAUUUUUAGACUAUACCUUAUUUAUAACUGAAGGCUUUUAUCAACCAAAAAUACGAUAUAGCCAUAGUGAGUCAGGCUCAAUGUUUUUCUUAGUGCUUGAAAUUUAGCCUUCUAAAUUGUGUUACUCCUUUUCUUUUUUGUUCUUUUGAUGAUUAAUUGGUUGCACCAUUGGUUCGUCUGCAAUGUACGGACAUUUUCUUUUGGUGAAUUCUGUGGUGGACCAUUUAAACACGUCACAGUGUCAAGAUAUUUUUUAAAAUUGUAAAAUAGUCCCUAUGACUAAUGGACACCAUAGAAAAUGAAAGCUGGUGAGUUUAUGAA
Glycine soja is the source of this 1635-nucleotide messenger RNA. RefSeq names its product elongator complex protein 4-like. Bases 238 to 1323 code for a protein of 361 amino acids. Gene Ontology annotation, biological process: tRNA wobble uridine modification. The transcript is spliced from 9 exons. Lineage: Eukaryota; Viridiplantae; Streptophyta; Magnoliopsida; Fabales; Fabaceae. Gene Ontology annotation, cellular component: elongator holoenzyme complex; transcription elongation factor complex; cytoplasm. The record is from RefSeq and is a predicted model, not a curated record.